This is a messenger RNA of Haplochromis burtoni (Burton's mouthbrooder), 2296 nucleotides long. It is a transcript of the gene stoml3b, whose product is annotated as stomatin (EPB72)-like 3b. Lineage: Eukaryota; Metazoa; Chordata; Actinopteri; Cichliformes; Cichlidae. Gene Ontology annotation, cellular component: plasma membrane. Bases 190 to 1041 code for a protein of 283 amino acids. The record is from RefSeq and is a predicted model, not a curated record. The transcript is spliced from 7 exons.
AGAAUCAUGACGAUAGUACUCUGUUACUGUGGCGAUGAUUGACCCUGAAUCAGAGCCACGCCUACACCUUGAGCCACAUUGCAUUGCAGCAGGGCUUCUUUAAAAGGCGCACUUGCUCCAGUUCAGGCACACUUCAACAAACUCUCUCUAAACGCACUUCCUACUAACCACUCUCAGUUUUACCAGCAUAUGGAAAUGGAAGACCAGAUGGAAAGCCAGAAGAGGAGAGGAAUGAGCAAAGAGGACUUGAUAUCCGAACGCACAGUAUCUUUGGGAGCGUGCGGCUGGAUCAUAGUUAUACUCGCUGGCCUAUUCACAGUUCUGCUCUUCCCCAUAACGAUCUGGUUUUGUCUGAAGAUCGUUCAGGAGUAUGAGCGAGCUGUCAUCUUCCGACUGGGCCGCAUCACAGACAGGAAGCCUAAAGGACCAGGAAUUUUCUUUGUUUUGCCAUGCACUGACUCCUUUGUGAAAGUGGAUCUGCGAACCAUUUCAUUUGACAUCCCACCACAAGAGAUCCUGACCAAAGAUUCAGUUACAGUUAGCGUAGAUGGCGUGGUCUACUUCCGCGUCAGUGACCCCAUCGCAUCUGUGGCCAAUGUUAGCCAUGCUGACUUUUCCACCCGUCUGCUGGCACAAACCACCCUUAGAAAUGUCCUGGGAACCAAGAACCUGGCUGAAGUCUUGUCUGACCGCGAGGGCAUCGCUCACAGCAUGCAGUCUAACUUGGAUGAAGCCACAGACAACUGGGGGAUCAAGGUGGAGCGUGUGGAGAUAAAAGACGUGAAGCUGCCGGUUCAGCUGCAGAGGGCCAUGGCCGCUGAGGCCGAGGCUGCGCGAGAGGCCAGGGCUAAGGUGAUCGCAGCAGAGGGUGAGAUGAAUGCAUCCCGGGCCCUGAAAGAGGCUUCCCUUGUGAUUGCCGAGUCUCCCUCAGCCCUUCAGCUUCGCUACCUCCAGACUCUCAGCACCAUCGCAGCAGAGAAGAACUCCACCAUUAUCUUCCCCCUGCCCAUGGAUGUCAUUUCCCACUUCAUGAGGAAGUGAGGUCGCCGGCUUGAUGACGCCUCAGCUUGUUGCUCAUCGUGAAGCUUGAAUCAAACGACUGAUUUGCAUAUAUGUGCAUAAAAAAACAAAAAGCUGUUGCGAAUGCCAAAGAGUAAUCACAGAAAAUCUUCAUGUUUACUUCAAGGUGUGACUUGACUAAACCUUGUUGUUAUUUGUCUAGAACAAUAUUCUGAUAAACUUUUCCAGUAAGUUGUCUGCAAUUCAUUAUACAGUGCAUGAAUGACUGAAUGUUUUGUUAUAUUUCCGUAAAUGAACAAAGCUUUUGCUGCUUUGUAAUUAUUGUGUUUGUAACAUUCUUUAUAGUUUAUAUUCUCAUCGCUUAACAGAUGAUGUUAUUUCUCUUUUGAAUUUAUUUGUUAACUACCAAAAGAUUCUUUCAUUUCCAAAAAUAAAAGUAAUAUAAAAAGAAGUAACAUCUUGUGUAGAGAAUUAUUUUGUGGCGUCUUAAAAGAUGAGAAGAUUGUUGUUUGAAGAAAAGACAAGUGAUGACAAAAAGUAAGUCAGGGCUUUGAACUAAUAAACUAGCUCUGAAUAUACAGCAGCUAAACACACGUUAGUACUACUAAAAUGAACACAAGGAUUUCCCUCACUUUUCUUAAACAUUUUAAUACUCUGCUCUCCCCCAAAAAGAACAAAUCAAAGGCAUCAACAUACUGUGCAUCACAUUACAUUGAUGAACUAUUUCAUUCUUCAUUUUCUAGGUCUCCUACGCUACAGUUACAUUUUUGACAAUCACAAAUGCUGAGAGGUUAAAUAAGAGAAAGGGAGAGCGAUAAAACAGCAAAGACAGAAAAGAAAAACAAAACAAAAAACAUGCUUCUAUUACUCUGUUGGUGCACUAAGACACAGCUCAUGUUGUAAAUGUAUUUACAUUCAAACGUACAAUCAGUGCCAGAACAAACAAUAUUCUGUAAACCUUGUUCCUCUACCAGUUCCAAAAUGAGUCUUUGUAUAGUUUACACACACAAAUUCAAAUUUAAGAGCUGAAAGUCGACAAACAUUUGCUACGACAGCAUUUAAAUAUUAAAAUGGGCAUUUUGCCCCCUAAUAAAUGGAAUAAAUUACUCGUGUAUUACGGGGAGGCUCAGCCAAGUGCUACAUGUUAAAUGGCUGCUACAUAGUCGUCAGACAAAAGGUCCUUGUAUAUUAAACAAAAUCACAUGAACAAAUUGUAAAAAAGGAAAAAAAAAAACCCUAAAACGCAGUGGUUAGGUUUUUGACAUUCAGCACAUAG